Cajanus cajan (pigeon pea) is the source of this 2056-nucleotide messenger RNA. RefSeq names its product proteinaceous RNase P 2 (gene PRORP2). Gene Ontology annotation, biological process: tRNA 5'-leader removal. Gene Ontology annotation, molecular function: protein binding; ribonuclease P activity. The record is from RefSeq and is a predicted model, not a curated record. NCBI's taxonomy places the organism in Eukaryota, Viridiplantae, Streptophyta, Magnoliopsida, Fabales, Fabaceae.
GGAACGAAAACGAACCACCGCAGAAAAGAAGCGCCAUCUAGGGUUUUGAAAAACUAAACCCUGCACCUCGUAAAUCCGAACACGAGCUUCUGAAUCUCACGCUUCAAUGGAGCACCCAAACCCGAACAAGAAGAGGAAGAAGGCGAACCAGAACCCGGAGGCCAAGUUCCAGUACGAGCUCAACUCGUGUUCCAAGGCGAAGGACUUGCGCGGCGCUAUAUCCCUCUACGACGACGCCGUUUCCAGCAACACGCGCCUCAACCAGCACCACUUCAACGCACUCCUCUACCUCUGCUCCAACUCCGUCGCCGACGCCGCCCUCAGGCCCACCGCGCUCGACUUCGGCUUCCGCGCCUUCCGCCACAUGUCCUCCCUCGGCGUCGCCCCGAACGAGGCCACCGUCACCGCCGUCGCGCGCCUCGCCGCGGCCAGCGGCGACUCCGACCGCGCCUUCGAGUUGGUCAAGAGCAUUAGCCAGUACAACAACGCAUUGCCGAGGCUCCGAACCUACGACCCCGCGUUGUUUGGUUUCUGCGAAAUGCUUAACGCGGAUAAGGCCUACGAGGUGGAGGAGCACAUGAAUGGCGCUGGAGUGAACCUAGAGGAGGCGGAACUCGCCGCGCUUUUGAAGGUGAGCGUGUUGUGUGGUAGAGCGGAUAAGGUGUAUGAGUAUUUGCACAAGAUUAGAAGCUCUGUGAGGUGUGUGAGUGAGUCCACUGCGGCGGUUAUUGAGGAGUGGUUUCGUGGCAGUGCUGCCUCUGAGGUUGGUGAGGUGGGUUUGGACUUGGGGAGGGUUAGAGAGGGGGUUUUGCGGAAUGGGGGAGGCUGGCAUGGUUUGGGAUGGGUUGGGAAAGGGGAUUGGGUUGUGAGUAGAACGAGUGUUGAUGAUGAUGGAAGUUGUUGUUGCGGGGAGCGGUUGGUUUGUGUUGACAUCGAUGACGCUGAGACCGAGAAGUUUGCUGGCUCUCUUGCUGGCUUGGCCAUGGAACGAGAGGUCAAGGCUAAUUUUAGUGAAUUUCAGGCUUGGCUUGAAAAUCAUGCCUCUUAUGAAGCUAUAGUGGAUGGAGCAAAUGUUGGGCUUUACCAACAAAAUUUUGCUGAUGGUGGAUUUAGCAUUUCUCAGCUUGAUGAUGUUGUAAAAGAACUCUACAAUCGGAGUGGGAAGAAAUGGCCGCUUGUUGUGUUGCACAACAAGCGUCUAAGAGGGCUGAUGGAAAAUCCUUCCAGCAGAAGACUGGUGGAGGAGUGGAUGAAUAAUGGUGUACUGUAUACAACUCCAAAUGGAUCCAAUGAUGAUUGGUAUUGGCUCUUUGCUGCAGUAAAGCUUAGGUGUUUGCUUGUGACAAAUGAUGAAAUGCGAGAUCACAUAUUUGAACUCAUAGGAAGCAACUUUUUUAACCAGUGGAAAGAAAGACAUCAGGUUCACUACACUUUCGUUAAAGGAAACCUAAAACUUCAGAUGCCACCAUCUUACUCCUUGGUUAUCCAGGAAUCGGAAAAAGGUUAUUGGCAUGUACCUUUAGUACCAGGCAUUAGCGGUGAAUCUACGAGAUGUUGGCUCUGCAUUACCCGGCCAAGUGGUCAUGAGGCUGUUAUUACUGAUUCUAAUGGUGUUAGUAGCUUGGAUUCCCAAGUCAAUGAAAACAAUGCAACUUCCGUCACUGGUAAAAGAAAAGAGACGUCUCCUCCUUCAUGAUAAAUCUUUCCGUGGGCUUGCCCUUUGUUAAGCUUGUCCUUUGACUGCUUUGGGGUUACUGGUGGCAAGAUGAACAACAGCAACCUUUUCCGCAGUAGUUAUUGAGCUUCUACAAAUGAUUUUCAGCCUAUUUAAAUGUUAUAUUGUAACCCCUCCCAAUAUACCCAAAUUAUACUGUUUUAUCUCAUUGUUGUAAUUAUGUAAGAGGUUUUGUGGGGUCAGUCAUGGUUUUUAGUGGCUGAUGACAUACAUAACCUGUUCAAUGAAUAACUAAAAAACCAUCAUCUAGUCCAAUUAUAUAGUUUUGUUACUUUAUAAAAAGCUAAACGUUCAAAAAUUAGUCCCCUCCCCCCUUCUACC